CCAUCUGACCCCCAAAACAAGACAAAUCUACCUCUAGAUUUCUCGCACUAAACCCCAGCACCUCCCCACCCCCCAAAAAAAAACUUCUGUGAUUUUCUCUCUCUAGGUUUUUCCAUGGCUUCUCCAACUGCAACCACUCUUUUCCUCUGCUCCCUCCUCAUUUUUCUCCAUUUGGGUCCUCAAAUCCAAGCUCAAAUCGACAAGACCAGCUUGAAGCUAGUUGCGGAGGCUCUGGAGUGGCCGACCGCCACAAUGUCGCCACUGUACGAUGAGCUCGAGGAGGCAGACGAUGAGGACGGCGAGGACUUGGAACUGGACGUGGAAAACGGGUACGCUCGCAGAUCUCUGCUCUGGUGGAGGACGAAGUACUACAUUUCGUACGGCGCGCUGUCGGCGAAUCGCAUCCCCUGCCCGCCGCGGUCAGGGAGGUCGUAUUACACCCACAGCUGCUUCAAAGCCAGAGGCCCAGUUCGUCCUUACUCCAGAGGAUGCUCUAGGAUCGCUCUAUGCAGACGAUGAUGCUGUUGUUUGCUGGGUAAUUAGUAACUAAGUUUUGGGUAUUAGUGUUCGAGGUUGUUUUAUUGUUCAUGGCAUUAAGCAUCUACUUGUUGCCGCCGCUGCAGAAGUAUUAAGAGUGUAAUGUUGUUUGAUUUAAAGAACUAAUUAUGUUUGUGAGAAAUUAGUUAAUUAAUCUUGUGUUAUGGUA
Messenger RNA from Pyrus x bretschneideri (Chinese white pear), 706 nucleotides. Its product is annotated as protein RALF-like 34. Bases 115 to 519 code for a protein of 134 amino acids. NCBI's taxonomy places the organism in Eukaryota, Viridiplantae, Streptophyta, Magnoliopsida, Rosales, Rosaceae. The transcript has a single exon. The record is from RefSeq and is a predicted model, not a curated record.